CGCUGGUGAAAGGUGCCGGUCGCUCCGCUCAGUUCCAUCAGCUGCAGCUGUACAGACACGAGAUGCAGCACUUUGUGAAGGUGAUCCAGGGCUACAUCGCUAACCAGAUCCUUCAGGUGUCCUGGAGCGAGUUCACACACAAACUGAGCAGUGCCAACGACCUGGACGCCAUUCACCGCACACACGCCGAAUACCUCAACAGAGCCAUCUUCAGGGGUUUGCUGACGGAGAAAGCCGCCCCCGUCAUGAACAUCAUCCACAGCAUCUUUAGUCUGAUCCUGAAGUUCCGCGGGCAGCUGAUCGCGCAGCCGUGGGAGCUCCAGCAGGGGGAGCCGGUGCAUCCCAGUUUCAUUGCCAUGCAGCAGUCCUACAACACCUUCAAAUACUACUCCCGCUUCCUGUUCAAAGGUGAGCUGCUUCUACAG
This is a messenger RNA of Sinocyclocheilus grahami, 425 nucleotides long. RefSeq names its product gamma-tubulin complex component 6-like. Gene Ontology annotation, cellular component: microtubule organizing center; spindle pole; gamma-tubulin complex. Gene Ontology annotation, molecular function: microtubule minus-end binding; gamma-tubulin binding. The transcript is spliced from 2 exons. The annotation marks the transcript as partial. NCBI's taxonomy places the organism in Eukaryota, Metazoa, Chordata, Actinopteri, Cypriniformes, Cyprinidae. The record is from RefSeq and is a predicted model, not a curated record. Gene Ontology annotation, biological process: spindle assembly; mitotic cell cycle; meiotic cell cycle.